AUGACGUCUGCUGAUUCUAACGAAAAAUCGUCAAAAGAAAACAUCAAGGAAAAAAUUAACCAAUUAAUCAAAGAUAACACAGUAAUGGUCUUUUCCAAGGUUUACUGCCCAUAUUGCACAAAGGCAAAAAAAGUUCUUGGUAAAUAUAAACUAAAGAGUUACAAAGUCAUUGAACUUGACAAGAUCGACGAUGGCGAUGAAUACCAAGAUAUUCUUGGAGAAAUGACCGAUGCAGAUACUGUUCCUCGAGUUUUUAUUGCUGGAGAAUGCAUUGGCGGUGGUGAUGAUACCGAACGAUUGGACAAGCAAGGCGAACUGGAGAAGAUUUUGAAAAAAGCAGAUGCAUUAGAGAAUUGA
Messenger RNA from Adineta ricciae, 357 nucleotides. The record is from the annotation of a GenBank genome assembly. NCBI's taxonomy places the organism in Eukaryota, Metazoa, Rotifera, Eurotatoria, Adinetida, Adinetidae.